AUGGAGGAUGGGAAAUUCUGGGAUCCCCCGUCAGACACAAGCACCACCCCAAAAGAUCACAAAAGAACCCAUGAAUGUUCAGAGUGUGGGAAAUCCUUUAGUCUCCAGUCCCUCCUUUCGAUCCACAGGAAGGUCCAUGUGGGAGGUGGAUCCAGUCAAGGUUCAGAGGGUGAGAAAUUGUUCUCUGGUAAAAACUCCAAAGAUCUCAGGAGCCCCCCAACACUAAAACCGUUUAAAUGUGAGGAAUGUGACUUAUGCUUUGGUCAAAAGUCAUACCUUCAUACACAUCAGAAAAUCCAUAGAGGAAAGAAACCUCAUCAAUGUCUGGAAUGUGGGAAAUUUUUCCGUCUUCGGCGCCAUAAGAAGAUUCAUUUGGGAAUAAAGCCUUACAAAUGUUUUGAGUGUGGGAAUUGUUUCACCCGGAGUACAUCGCUUCACAGUCAUUGGAAAAUACACACAGGGGAGAAAAACGAAAAGUGCCUCGAAUGUGGGAAAUGUUUUAUCCAGAAAUCAACUCUGGUGCGACAUCAGAGAAGUCACACUAGAGAGAGACCCUAUGAAUGCCCAGAAUGUGAGAAACGAUUUGUGGAUCCUUCUGAUCUUCGGAGACACCAGGAGAGGCACAAGGGGGAGAAACCCUAUCAAUGUGUGGAGUGCGGGAAAUGCUUCUUCCGAAAACACCACCUUGAAAGCCAUCAGAGCAUCCACACGAGAGAGAAGCCCUACAGAUGCGUAGAAUGUGGAAAAGGCUUUCGACUCGUGGGAGACCUUUCGAUACAUCAUAAAACCCACACAGGGGAGACGCCAUAUCAAUGCAACGAAUGUGGAAGCUUUUAUAUUUCAAUAUCAGUCUUUAAAAGUCAUGUAAAAAUGCACACAGAGGAAAAAACUACAAAUGUUUAG
This is a messenger RNA of Thamnophis elegans (Western terrestrial garter snake), 903 nucleotides long. Its product is annotated as gastrula zinc finger protein XlCGF17.1-like. The transcript is spliced from 2 exons. Gene Ontology annotation, biological process: regulation of transcription by RNA polymerase II. The record is from RefSeq and is a predicted model, not a curated record. The coding region runs from base 1 to 903 and encodes 300 amino acids. Gene Ontology annotation, cellular component: nucleus. Lineage: Eukaryota; Metazoa; Chordata; Lepidosauria; Squamata; Natricidae. Gene Ontology annotation, molecular function: DNA-binding transcription activator activity, RNA polymerase II-specific; RNA polymerase II cis-regulatory region sequence-specific DNA binding.